CUUGUUCGUGAGGCAUGGAUUCGGGCGAAGUAUGUGGAACGUAGAUUCGCACGUUUGGAUCGUGAACGGGCGCAGAACAGUGCCAACUUGCGCGCGGAACGUCUUCUGCGUAAAACGAACAGCGCAAAAUCUCCACUGAGGUCGUGUUCUGCUCGUGAACUGACAACUGAACAUUUUGAAGGGAAGGUACCUGACAAUCAGGCGAAACCAUCAUCGAAUGAAAUUGUUGGGAGUUGUGCAAUAUGUGUAAAUGACUCGAAAUUAGGACUGAAAUCAUCUGAAAAAGAGACGACAUCCAUAUGUAAACAUGGCAAAAGUCUCUCUCCUUAUCUACCUGAACCAUUGUUUACGAAUAAUGCUUUUCACAAGAAACGAGGUGGUUUUCUCUUCGCAAUAUAUUGA
This is a messenger RNA of Anisakis simplex (herring worm), 402 nucleotides long. The record is from the annotation of a GenBank genome assembly. NCBI's taxonomy places the organism in Eukaryota, Metazoa, Nematoda, Chromadorea, Rhabditida, Anisakidae.